GCAACUCCAGACCACCCUGUAUAAUCCCAAUGCCAUCUACAGAAUACAACAUCCCAUAUUUGAAGGAACUGAUUGGUUCAAGCACCUUUAUUUAUAUCAGACCAAUGAAGAGUGUAAUAUCCAUGAAAAAGUUGGAUACCAUCUGUUUCACCGACAACUGAAUGCGCCUGACGUAAAGAGAGAGUACCUUCGCCAGCAUAACUUAGAAUGCGAACCCAUCACCAUAGACACCAGUGACAGUGACGUUUCCCAGAAACCCAUUACCAUUGACAUUGGUGAAAGUGAAGAGGAACAGGAGUUUAUCCCUAAUGAAGGUGUACCAGUUCUAGAUGAAGGUCCCUCAAAAAUAACCUGGUCUACACAGUAGAUGAUAGCGCCCAUUUGGUGGUGGAAGUGACGUCAGCAUUUUAGGGAUAAGUGUGAUGUCAUUUUUGGAACAUUUGUUGCAUGAACAUUUGUUGCGUGAUCUUUUGGAAUAAUACAGAGAUGGCGUCAGCAAAGUGUAUAAAAAACGGGAGUUUUAUAUUUACUUUUCAAUGGAAAGUUUAUGUGAUACGUUUGCUGCAAUGAGUUAUUCCUCUGAAGGUGCCAAAAGACUUGGUUGUGGAUGAAGUAUCUUAUGAAGUGAAGAAUGUUUGUGAUUUGAUGAAUGCAGUGUUUUUAGAAGUGGCUGUUUGUGAAAAUCGAAGAUUAUUGAAGGAGAAAUGUCCCAGCUGCGAAAUCAACCAUCCGAGUCAGUGGAGACAUGAGUGUAUUAUGUUGUCAGACGAGGAGGGAUGGUUAUCGCAUGGUUUGGAGGCAGUGGAGCACGUGAUUGAGCGUGGAAUUUUGAGGAAACAGUUUCUUGAAGUUAUUCGAGUGAUGAAAUUGGAAUAUUAUGGGCGUGCAAAGGAACAUUAUGUGAACUUGACGAAUGCUUGUGAAGUAACACUUGAUUUUUUGGGGAAUUUGAGAGGUUUUUCUGAUUAUCAACCCAUUUUGAACUACCUAAUGUAUUGGAGAGAGGAACAUUGUGCAUAA
Messenger RNA from Paramuricea clavata, 1020 nucleotides. The record is from the annotation of a GenBank genome assembly. Lineage: Eukaryota; Metazoa; Cnidaria; Anthozoa; Malacalcyonacea; Plexauridae.